CUAUCGCUAAUUAAUGGCAACUUUCCGCUAGACUCUCUCUCAAUUUGGCCUAUAAGGAUCCCAAACUCAAGCCUUGCUUCAACGAUUGCAUCAACCCAUCUCUAUAUUAUCCACAAAACACAACUAAAAUCAUGGAACUCUUCUCCCUUCUCCUCUCACUCAUACUCUUCAUUUCUUUUAUCCUCUUCUUCUUCUCCAUUGCGUUCAAAACCAAACCCACUAAUGAAAAACUCAAACUCCCACCAGGAAGCACAGGCUGGCCAAUCAUCGGCGAAACUUUCGAGUACAUUUCAAUGGCCAGGAAGAAUUGCAUCGAAAAGUUCAUAUCAGAGAGGCAAAAAAAAUAUCAAUCCAAGAUUUUCAAGACCUCAUAUGUUGGCCAAACCAUGGUCUUCAUGUGCACACCUGAGGGAAACAAAUUCCUCUUCUCCAACGACAACAAGCUUGUCAAACCCUGGUACCCGAAAACCUUCGACAAAAUUUUCGGUCAGUCUGAUAACAAACUGAGCGAAUCACCGGAGGAGAUCACGAGCAUCCGGAAAACGGUUGCCACAUUCUUCAGCCAGCCUGAAGCACUAAGAAAAAACUUAGGAAUCAUCGAAGCUAUAGCAAAAGAGCACCUGCAAAAAUUCUGGGAUGGCAAACAAGAAGUUGUAGCUCAUCCUCUGUUAAAGAACUUCACCUUCACAUUAUCCUGUAGAUUAAUGUUAAACGUUCAGGAUUCGGGAACCAUCGAAGAGCUCGAGAAGCUGUUCAGCUGCAUAAUGUCUGGGAUGAUUUCUUUGCCUGUAAACUUCCCAGGGACGAAAUUUAACCAGGCGGUGAGGGCGUCGAAGGAGAUCCGGAAGAAGUUCGAGGUAAUGAUAAGGAGGAGGAAGAUGGAGAUUAUGGAGAAUGUUAGUGGAUCUGAAGAUUCAUCAAAAGAUUUCUUGACAUUGCUUAUAGUUCAGAAAUUGAAGGAUAAUGAAGAGGUAAUUGAAUCAGAAGUUGCUGUAUUGAUAUUGGGGAAUAUAGUUGCUGCAUAUGACAAUUCAAGCACCACUUUAGCUUCUAUUCUCAAGUAUCUUGCAGAACUACCUGAAUUUUAUGAAGAAGUCUACAGAGAGCAAAUGGAGGUAGCAAAUUCAAAAGGAACAGAAGAGUCAUUGAGUUUGGAGGACGUAAAAAAGAUGAUCUACUCAUGGAAUGUUGCAAGUGAAGCCUUAAGAUUGCAGCCAACAAUUGCAUCACCUUUCAGAGAGGCCAUUACUGACUUCAACUUUGAUGGAUAUCUAAUUCCAAAGGGAUGGAAGUUGCAUCGAGCGGUACAUGCCACGCAUAAAAACUCAGAAUAUUUCCCAGAGCCAGAUAAGUUUGACCCAUCAAGAUUUGAAGGGAAUAAAAUAAUUCCUUAUUCAUAUGUUCCAUUUGGAGGAGGUACUCAUGUUUGUCCUGGAAGAGAGUACGCUAGAUUGCAAAUACUUGUCUUCAUGCAUCAUUUGGUCAAAAGAUUUAGGUGGGAGAAGGUGUUUCCUGAUGAGCAAAUGAUAAGGGACCCAAUUUUAGUGCCGGCCAAAAGACUCCCGAUUCGACUUUAUCCUCGUCAAUCUUGAGUAAUUAGAUUAAGUUUUUCUCAGAUUUUUGUAUGUCUUAUUUUA
Pistacia vera is the source of this 1637-nucleotide messenger RNA. RefSeq names its product beta-amyrin 28-monooxygenase-like. The record is from RefSeq and is a predicted model, not a curated record. The transcript has 4 exons. Gene Ontology annotation, molecular function: oxidoreductase activity, acting on paired donors, with incorporation or reduction of molecular oxygen; heme binding; monooxygenase activity. Lineage: Eukaryota; Viridiplantae; Streptophyta; Magnoliopsida; Sapindales; Anacardiaceae. Bases 132 to 1592 code for a protein of 486 amino acids. Gene Ontology annotation, biological process: sterol metabolic process.